Drosophila rhopaloa is the source of this 1252-nucleotide messenger RNA. RefSeq names its product syntaxin-16 (gene Syx16). Bases 122 to 1174 code for a protein of 350 amino acids. The record is from RefSeq and is a predicted model, not a curated record. Gene Ontology annotation, molecular function: SNARE binding; SNAP receptor activity. Gene Ontology annotation, biological process: vesicle-mediated transport; vesicle fusion; intracellular protein transport. NCBI's taxonomy places the organism in Eukaryota, Metazoa, Arthropoda, Insecta, Diptera, Drosophilidae. Gene Ontology annotation, cellular component: endomembrane system; SNARE complex; membrane. The transcript is spliced from 3 exons.
ACUUCGAUAUUCUGUGCGAAAAAGGUGGAGGGCACACUGAAAAACCUAAAUAGCUAAACAAAUUUUACGGAUUUGGGAAAAAUUACUGACCACUUCUCCUAACCGGGAGCAGCCAGCCACGAUGACGUCCCGCAACCUGACGGAGGUGUUCGUCAUCAUGCGCAACAACGCGUCCAAGAACCGCAAUCACUACGACGAUCGGAGGGGCAGUGAUGCGGAACGCCUGCUGAAGCACUCGGUACGGGAGGCAGAGGAGGGACUAGAGCUCCAGGACGACUAUGGGACACCGCCCGCCUGGCUGGACAAGUUCGAGGAGGCCCAGUACACCAUGUCCAAAAUCAAGCCGAAGCUGGACGAACUGGGCUCCCUGCACGCACGCCAUCUCUUGAGGCCUGCCUUCGAUGAUCAGCGGGACGACGAGUGCGAUAUUGAAGUGCUUAGCCAGAUCGUCUCCAAGCUGAUCACCUCUACGCACCGGCACAUCCAGUGCGUGCGGUCCAGCAUCGGAGUCGGCAGCAAGGUAGAGCAGUGCUUGACCGCUAACGCGGUGCACUGCGCCCUGCUCCAGUUGCAGGAGCUGACCGUUAAGUUCCGGGCCAGCCAGAACGCCUACCUGCUGCAGCUUAACUCCCGCGAGGAGCGCUCGCAAAAGUACUUCGACGACGGUGGCGCCGGUGAAGUCUUUACCAACGUGGAGCUGGGCGACCAGAGCGCUGAGAAUUUUGUCGACUCCUUUGACAACUUCUUGCAGCCGCCGGCAGCAGAGGGCAAGAGCAGCAGCAGCUUCCUGUUUGAGGACGACGACCAGGCCAUUGAUGACCACUUCCAGCGACCGCCGGCCAGCCGGAUGACCCAGCAGCAACUGCUGCUUUUCGAGGAGGAGAACUCGCGGGUGGCGCAGCAUCGCGAGCAGGAGGUGACGAAGAUAGUAAAGUCCAUCUACGACUUAAACGACAUAUUUAAGGACCUCGGACACAUGGUGCAGGAGCAGGGCACUGUGCUCGAUCGCAUCGACUACAACGUAGAGCAGACGCAGACGCGUGUCUCUGAGGGAUUGCGCCAGUUACACAAGGCAGAAAUGUAUCAGCGCAAAAACCGCAAGAUCUGUGUCAUUCUGGUCCUGGCGGCGGUUACCUUCUUCAUGCUGCUGCUGCUCAUCCUGACCAAGCUUUAGUUUUCCGGUCAUAGUCCACGUCAUUCCCGUGUUUAUGUGUGUAUAUUGUAAAUGUAUAAAUACAUGUUAUAUUUAUUA